ACUAAAUAUAUUUUGCUUCAUAGUAUCCACUAUUUUUUCACAUUUUAUAAUCAAUUUAUAUAUACAAAUUAACCGUUCAUAAAAAUCCUAUCUAAAAUCUGCCGAUUUUUAAAGCUCACGAAGAAUACAUGUCGUCACCUCUUGUUAUUGUCUUAUAACAACGUUGGUAGACGAUGUAUUCCCAUAAAGCUGUUCACUAUCACGUGGCAACCCCAACUACAUAUGUUUUACGAUGUCUCGUGGUUGUCACUAUGAUCGUAGCUGCGGCCACGUUUUUGCAUAUUAACAAUUAUAGGCCCAAACAAACAUUCCUCUCCUGUGACAGACCAUGUCAUCACUUGGAUUGGCCUAUGAUCUGUCGGGUGAAACUCACGUUAGAAGUCUUCCAAUCGCUCAGCAAAUCAUGCGGUGAUUGUCCAUUAAAUCAGACGGCUUGCUUGGCCAAUCAUUGUGUUUCCGCGGAUGGACAGAGACGCGGUAUACUUACGGCCAAUCGUCAAAUGCCAGGACCAAGUAUUCAGGUUUGUGAAAACGAUAUUCUAGUGGUGGAUGUGAUAAAUCGUCUUCCUGGUAAAGCAGCUGCGGUGCAUUGGCGUGGGCAAACACAAGUGGAAAUGCCAUACAUGGAUGGCACACCGUUGGUCACACAAUGUCCGAUACCGAGUUAUACCACUUUCCAAUACAAAUUCCGUGCUUCCGUACCCGGUACUCAUCUCUGGCAUGCACAUGCAGGGGCUGAUGUCACGAAUGGUAUUAUCGGAUCGCUGAUCGUGAGACAGGCAGACCUUCGAGAACCCCAUCGCGCCCUUUACGACAUUGACGAUCCUAAUCACAUGGUCCUAGUGACCCAGUGGCAACAUUCGCCGGAAGUAUCGCUUAACCAAGGUCACUCGAAACCGGCAAUUCUCUUGAUUAAUGGGAAAGGCCGUCAGCCGGGUGGACCCCCGAUUCCCCUAAGUACAUUCACGGUCGUUCCAGGACGACGUCACAGAUUCCGUGUGGCGAAUGCCGGAGGCGCCAGUGCAUGCCCGGUGACGCUUUUCAUCGAUGGCCACUCGCUUUUCUUGAUUGCGCUUGAUGGUCAUCCUACAAAACCACGACAGAUCACUUCGAUCACUCUGGCCAAAGGUGAAAGGGCGGACUUUGUCCUCAAAGCGAGUAAACGCAUCGGUUCCUAUUGGAUGACUGUGCAUACGGCGAAAGAAUGCGGAACGAGCGUAAUAAGUGGCGCGGCGAUGCUCAAUUAUAAAGGCAAUUCGGAAAAUCCUGGAGCAACAGCGGACGCUAUCGAUCAAUACGAUAUCGACGAGACAGGAACGGACCGAUUGGCCCUGACGACGAAUCCCGUCGAGAAAUGCGGCGACCGAGAGAAUUUGUGCGUCAUGGAUAUUCAAAAUAUGCGUAAAAUGUCACAAAUCCUAACUAAGCCCAAGAUGGACGUGACAUUAUAUCUGCCAAUUAGCUACAAGAUGCAAGCAACGGAAUUAAUAGGUAACGGCGGGGCGGAGACGCGAGUGUUGAAUGUGGACAACGCCACUUUCACGUUUCCGUCAUCGCCUUUAUUGACCCAGGGUGGGGACGUGUCCCCAGGGAUGCUGUGCACCAACAGCGACGAUAACGAGACCGAUUUCAAUGAAAGCAACGAGACCGUGUCACGACGCCGGUGCCGUCCGGUCGGCGACGGCGGCGCGGCUGACAUAUGCGAAUGUGUACACGUGCGUCACGUGCCGCUUGGAGCGACCGUCGAGAUUAUUCUCCUGGAUCAGGGUGGUUUGGACGAUCUAGUUUACCACCUACACGGCUACAAUUUUUAUGUGGUGGGUGCCAGGCAAUUUGGACGAAGUAUGUCGCUGCAAGAAGUGAAAAAACUAGACGAGAGGCAACAGCUUUUUGCGCGAAAUCUCGAUUGCGCACCGGUCAAAGAUACUAUCAUCGUGCCUAAAUUCGGUGCCGUAGCGCUGCGAUUUAAAGCCGACAAUCCAGGUUAUUGGAUACUUCGGGAUGAACACGCAACCGAUUGGACUCGCGGUUUAGACGUUAUUUUGCAAGUCGGGGAACCUGGUGACAUGGUGACUGCGCCGCAGGACUUUCCUAAAUGCGGCUCCUUUGUUGGACCCGAUUACUUUCUCAUAUAGACUGUUAUCAUUUAAAUAUUAAACAUGUAUAUAAUUGUAUAUAACAAUAGCGCUUCGGACACAACUCUAAUCGCUCUUAGAUAAAUUUUACGAUUUGUUACAAAUAAAUAUUCAUUUACAUUUGAUAA
Pogonomyrmex barbatus (red harvester ant) is the source of this 2263-nucleotide messenger RNA. Its product is annotated as multicopper oxidase 3. Gene Ontology annotation, biological process: iron ion transport. Gene Ontology annotation, molecular function: copper ion binding; oxidoreductase activity. Gene Ontology annotation, cellular component: plasma membrane. Lineage: Eukaryota; Metazoa; Arthropoda; Insecta; Hymenoptera; Formicidae. The record is from RefSeq and is a predicted model, not a curated record.